Molecule: messenger RNA, 703 nt
Organism: Zeugodacus cucurbitae (melon fly)
Lineage: Eukaryota; Metazoa; Arthropoda; Insecta; Diptera; Tephritidae
Exons: 1
Coding region: 118-690 (190 amino acids)
Source: RefSeq, a predicted model, not a curated record
CUAAAUCUGUCAAAAAAAUUUGUUUCUUUGUGAAUUGUGUUGUAUGAUUUGUUUAUGGUGUUUUCUAAAUAUUCCAUUUCCUUUGCUAUUAUUACGAUUAUUUAAUAAAUUUGAGCAAUGUCAUACUUAUUAACUGAAAUAGCUCUGGAAAUGCUUGGAUAUAAGUUUUAUGAUAUUGACGGUAACUUCGGUCCCACUAAUUUUCAACAUGUUACUGCAGGGCAACAGUGCCAAGCAAAUGAAAUAUGUGCUGAAUCUCUGCAAACUGUAAUGGUGUUAGAUACAGAAAAUGAAAAUGUUACUAAUGUCUCUAAUGAUGGAAAUCACACCGAAAAUUCAAAGAAGAGUAAUUCCACCGAUAUAGUGGAUAAAUCUGGACAAGAACGUACAUUUUCUGCAGGCUUGAAGAAGCUUUUGGAUCUUGAAUAUGAGCGACUUCGAAGUCAGGUUGAACAGUCAAUAAAACAGGAAGCUGUUCGAAUAACUGAUGCAAACGGAGAUAGAACACUGGAAAAAAAUGCCAACACUAAAGAUACAUUGAAAACAUUUGUACUUAAAGAGAAAGAAAAAUUAAAGACCGAGUCUCGCAAUCUGAAAUUAUUUAGAAAUUUAGUGGAAACAAGCACAUACAAAAUGAAUCCAGAUGUUUUCAGUCAAUAUAAGAGAGUUUUCGUUGGUAGUAAUAAAUAAAAGUGAAAAUGCA